CCGUCCGUCUCCCAUCCCAGCCUUCCCUCUCGCAGGCACCAGCAGCCCUCCUUACACUCUUCGCUGAGCGACGGAGGCCAUGCUUCGCAAACUCGUUUCCCGCCGUACCCUCGCAGCAGUUGGAGGGGCUACUGCCCUUUCUGCUGCAGGCGGAUACUACUUCCUCAACUCGGGGCCCACCUACCCCCCCUCUACCAAGGAAACCCGUCGGCCACCACCCCCAUGGACGCCUCCUUCGCGCGAGCAGAUGCUCGAUGCGCUCAAGGCCUCAUCUACUAACCCGGCGGAAGAAUUUGACUUACUCAUCGUCGGUGGUGGUGCGACGGGUGCGGGUGUCGCCGUGGACGCUGCCAGCAGAGGCCUGAAGGUCGCGCUGGUUGAGCGGGAUGAUUUCAGUGCAGGAACCUCCUCCAAGUCAACAAAACUUGUUCAUGGGGGUGUUCGUUACCUGCAAAAGGCUAUUAUGGAGCUCGACUAUGAGCAAUACAAGCUGGUGCGGGAGGCGUUGCACGAACGCAAGAUUUUCUUGCAAACGGCACCCUACCUCUCUGCGAUGCUUCCCAUCAUGUUGCCUAUCUACAAGUACUGGCAGGUGCCCUACUACUGGGCUGGCUGCAAGAUGUACGAUGUUUUGGCCGGGAAGGAGAACAUGGAGUCUUCGUACCUCAUGAGCAAAGGCAAGGCUCUCGAAACCUUCCCCAUGCUCAAGCAGGACGGUCUCGUCGGUGCACUGGUUUACUACGACGGUCAACACAACGAUUCUCGCAUGAACAUGGCCCUCAUCAUGACCGCUGUUCAGCAAGGCGCCAUCGUCGCCAACCACGUCGAGGUCACCGUCCUCAACAAGGACGGCGCCGGAGGCAAGCUCCACGGUGCGCGUGUGCGCGAUGCACUCACGGGCAAGGAGUUCGACAUCCGCGCAAAGGGCGUCGUGAACGCGACCGGGCCCUUCUCCGACGCGCUCCUGACGAUGGAUAACCCGGCGCACACCCCCAUUGUGCAGGCGUCCUCGGGCACGCAUAUCACGCUCCCGAACUACUACUCGCCGCGCACGAUGGGCCUGCUCGACCCCGCGACAUCCGACGGCCGUGUGAUCUUCUUCCUGCCCUGGCAGGGGAACACAAUCGCGGGCACGACGGACACGCCCGCGGAGGUCACCGCGACGCCGCUCCCGCAGGAGGAGGAGAUCCGGUGGAUCCUCGAGGAGGUCCGCCGCUACCUCAGCCCGGACAUCAAGGUGCGCCGCGGUGACGUGCUCAGCGCGUGGUCCGGCCUGCGCCCGCUCGUGCGCAACCCGAACGCGGCGAGCACGGAGGGCCUCGUGCGCAACCACAUGAUCCACGUCAGCGACAGCGGCCUGCUCACGAUCGCCGGCGGCAAGUGGACGACGUACCGCUCGAUGGCGGAGGAGACCGUCGACAAGGCCGUCGAGGUCUUCGCGCUCAAGCCGAAGCGGGGCUGCGUUACGGAGCAGCUGCGCCUCGUCGGCAGCGACGGCUGGUCGCGCAACAUGUUCAUCGGCCUCGUGCAGCGUUACGGUCUUGAGACCGAGGUCGCCAAGCACCUCUCCGAGAACUACGGUGACCGUGCGUGGACGAUCUGCUCGCUUGCCAUGCCCACCGGCAAGGCAUGGCCCCUCCACGGCAUCCGCCUCGCGCCCGGCUACCCCUUCAUCGAAGCCGAGGUCCGCUACGCCGUCCGCAACGAAUACGCACAGACCGCGAUCGACGUCAUCGCGCGCCGCUGCCGCCUCUCCUUCCUCAACGCGCAAGCCGCGCUCGACGCGCUCCCGCGCGUCGUCGAGCUCAUGGCCGAGGAGCUGCACUGGUCCGCCGCGCGCGCCAAGGCCGAGACCGCCGCCGGCACCGAGUUCCUGCUCAGCAUGGGGCUCGCCCCGGGGGCCGUCUCGCGCCGCGCCGCACAGGAUGCGAAGGGCGUCGUCGAGCGCGUCGAGGACGUGCUGGGGAUCCGGCACAGCGCGCGCGCGCGCCCGGAGCAGAUGGUGUACUCGCGCGCGCAGUUUGCGGCGGGCGAGGUCGAGGCGCUCCAUGGGGCGUUUGGGGCGCGUGUCCCGGCGGAGCGCGCGGAGAAGCGGCUGGGCACGGGCGAGGUGUUUGAGCUUGUGCGCGGGCUGGCGGGGUUCGAGGGCGUGCGCCAGAAGGACUUUGACUAUGUGCUCGAGGAGGCGGGCUUCAAGGCGAACAAGGACGUCGACUUUGACGAGUUCGUCGAGAUCUGCGCUGAGCUGCGCGAAGUGCUCUUUGCGCCUGCGCCGUCCAGCAAGGAGAAGACGGAGCGCCUCCGGAUACCGGUCGAAAAGAGCGGCGGUGGUGUCUAGUUUCAUGUGUACCGCAGUGUAGCUCCGGCGUGCCCGCUAGCCAUUCUUGGAUAUGCUACUCAACGCCUGUGUCAUUCCUGUAAUGUACGCCACCUAUAUCACAUCACUAUUGGAAACGCAU
Trametes versicolor FP-101664 SS1 is the source of this 2459-nucleotide messenger RNA. Its product is annotated as DAO-domain-containing protein. The transcript is spliced from 7 exons. NCBI's taxonomy places the organism in Eukaryota, Fungi, Basidiomycota, Agaricomycetes, Polyporales, Polyporaceae. The record is from RefSeq and is a predicted model, not a curated record. Bases 80 to 2338 code for a protein of 752 amino acids. Gene Ontology annotation, biological process: glycerol-3-phosphate metabolic process. Gene Ontology annotation, cellular component: glycerol-3-phosphate dehydrogenase (FAD) complex; mitochondrion. Gene Ontology annotation, molecular function: glycerol-3-phosphate dehydrogenase (quinone) activity.